AUUAACUAUCCCAAUCCUUUGUAACAUCUCCAUAUUUCACUUUUUUUUAACCCUUACAACAAGUCUUUGCAUAUAGUACCUCAAAACCCCUUCUUCAUUCACUGAACUUUUACCUUGCUUGUUUUGAGAUUAACAUGGAAGGAGUUGGGAGCAACUUGAAGGUGGUAGAGAGUUCAAGGAGAAUUAGAUACUGCGAUGGAUUAUUGAGGGUUCUGGGGUUACUCCUUACGUUGGUAGCAGCGAUUUUGACGGGUGCCGACAAGGAGACCAAGACGAUUCCUAUAAGUAUCACCAAAACUUUGCCCACUUUGCACGUCCCUGUCACUGCUAAGUGGCACUACAUGUCUGCCUUUGUAUACUUCUUCGUAUCAAAUGCCAUAGCAUUUUCAUACGCGGCAGCAUCACUGGUAGCAUCAAUGGCAGUCCGAACAUCCAAAGACAAGACAGGAUUAGUUGUCGUCAUUCUAGAUAUGGCCAUAAUGGGGUUGCUCUUGUCUGCUAAUGGGGCUGCAAUCGCUGUUGGUAUCUUAGGCCAAUAUGGUAACUCGCAUGUGCAGUGGAGGAAGGUGUGCAAUUCGUUCGGUGGCUUCUGUCACCAAAUGACUGCUGCUAUAAUCUUAUCUUUGGUUGGAUCUUUGGUUUUCUUUUGGCUGGUGGCAGUGGCCCUUCUCAACCUUCACAAGAAAUCAAGGUAGAUGAAGGGAGUGAAGGAGGUCGAUGGGGAGCCAUUACUGGUAUUGAUGUUAAUUAGCAUCCACAUGUAGCUUUAGCAUUAACUUUUAGUAGGAAAAAAGUUGGUUAGCUAGCUGUAGUACAUGCGUAUUUAAUUAGCUGUGGAUGGUUUUAAAUUUGAAGCCAAGCCGGUUGGUGUAACUCAUUAGUUAUUACAGUGAGUGAAAAUGGAAUAUUCUAAGUACAA
Gossypium raimondii (Peruvian cotton) is the source of this 919-nucleotide messenger RNA. Its product is annotated as CASP-like protein 1E1. The coding region runs from base 135 to 695 and encodes 186 amino acids. Lineage: Eukaryota; Viridiplantae; Streptophyta; Magnoliopsida; Malvales; Malvaceae. The record is from RefSeq and is a predicted model, not a curated record. The transcript is spliced from 2 exons.